AUCGCCAUCUCAUCCACGACUCUUCUCGGUGACGGUCAGCCAUGCAGCCCCUGAGCGGCACAGAAGUGUAUUCAUUGGGGAUUCUGUCCGUCGCUUGCAUCGCCAUCCUCAUCAACGCUUGGCAAAGUGAUGGCGAGCCUCUUUACGCGUCACUCGCCAUCAGUGGUCUUGCAUUUGCAUUUUCCUACGCGGUAAUACGAUGGACGGGCGAUGUCUUCCUCAAGCGAGGCUACAAGGGAAAAGAUCUCUCCAAGAAGAAUCCCAUUGAAUUACCGGAGUUGAUGGGACUGAUCAGCGCCUUGGUCUACCUCCUCGCCAUCAUCAAUUUCCUGCCGUUUGCCUUCAAGCGAGACAUGAUCCAGGUGACGUCUGCGGCGGGAAACAUGGAUGCGAUAUUGGAGGCACAGCAGCUCGAGACAGGCCGAUUUCUCCACCGCUUCCCCCUGAGAAAGGCAAGGCGACUUACCCGCAUCCUGCCGUGUCACCUCGCCUCCUAUGGUUUCGCAUACGGAACGCUGGCAUCUACGAUCAUCCUCGGCUUCCUGGACGAUUCUUUUGACAUGCGAUGGAGACACAAGUUCUUCAUCCCGGCAUUUGCGGUCCUGCCCAUGCUCGGUCUGUACUAUGUGGACUUUGGAAUCACGCAUGUCGUGGUUCCCCUCCCACUGCGUGGGUAUCUGGGGGAGCUCAUCGACCUCGGUGGGUUGUACUACGCUUACAUGGCAGCCAUUGCGAUAUUCUGUCCCAACAGCAUCAACAUCCUAGCAGGGGUGAACGGGAUCGAAGUCGGUCAGUCUUUGGUGAUUGCAUCUUUGAUUGCUUUGAACGAUGCGUUGUACCUACUACCGACGGUACAGCAACCGCAUCCCGCAGCGGAGUCACAUCUGUUCAGCAUCUACCUGCUGCUGCCGUUCAUCGGAGUCUCGCUUGCGCUGCUGCGGCACAACUGGUUCCCUGCACAGGUGUUCGUCGGAGACACAUACUGCUAUUUCGCAGGCAUGCUGUUCGCCGUGGUGGGCAUCCUGGGACACUUCAGCAAGACCUUGCUCCUCCUGCUCAUCCCCCAGAUCUUCAACUUUGUGUACUCGGCACCGCAGCUGUUUGCUCUGGUCCCGUGUCCGCGUCACAGAAUGCCACGUUUCAAUGCGCGGACCGGGCUGCUGGAAGCUUCGGUUGCGACGUUCGACACGAAACCACUGCGGCCGAUUGUCGGUGAAGUGCUGAAGAUUCUGCACACCCUCAAACUGCUGCGGGUCAAGGUGGAUGCGACGACGGGAAGGGUACUUGAAACGAGCAACUUUACCAUCUUGAACCUGUGGCUGGUCUGGAGGGGUCCACUCCGCGAGGACAGGUUGGCCUUGGAGAUUCUGGCGAUGCAGACCGCCUGUGGUCUGGCCGGGCUGUGGAUCCGGCACAGUUUGGCUCUCCUCCUGUUUACUGCGGACAAUAGAUGA
Molecule: messenger RNA, 1454 nt
Organism: Zymoseptoria tritici IPO323
Lineage: Eukaryota; Fungi; Ascomycota; Dothideomycetes; Mycosphaerellales; Mycosphaerellaceae
Product: UDP-N-acetylglucosamine:dolichyl phosphate N-acetylglucosamine-1-phosphate transferase-like protein
Exons: 3
Coding region: 42-1454 (470 amino acids)
Biological process (GO): dolichol-linked oligosaccharide biosynthetic process; protein N-linked glycosylation
Cellular component (GO): membrane
Molecular function (GO): UDP-N-acetylglucosamine-dolichyl-phosphate N-acetylglucosaminephosphotransferase activity
Source: RefSeq, a predicted model, not a curated record